Molecule: messenger RNA, 886 nt
Organism: Lactuca virosa
Lineage: Eukaryota; Viridiplantae; Streptophyta; Magnoliopsida; Asterales; Asteraceae
Source: the annotation of a GenBank genome assembly
AUUCAUUUAAAACUGGCUGUUCUCUUUUCAACAUCAAUGGCGUCUCUGAAAACCAGAUUGCAACACUCCUACACUCCCGCAGCACUGAGAUCUUAUCUCGCAGAGUUCCUGUCCACCUUUUUCUUCGUCUUCGCCGCUGUUGGCUCCGCUAUGGCCUCAAGGAAGAUGGCGCCGGAAGCCGCAAUGAUUUGUCCUUCUAGUCUGAUAGCGUCAGCGAUUGCAACUGCCUUUUCACUGUCAGUCGCGACUUAUGUAGCCGUUAAUAUCUCCGGUGGCCACGUGAAUCCGGCGGUGACGUUUGGAAUGGCGGUGGGAGGACACAUCACUAUCCCGAUGGCAAUCUUCUACUGGAUUUCUCAAAUGCUUGGCUCUGUCAUAGCCUGUGCUCUCUUAAAAGUCUUUACCGUUUCACCGAAUGUUCCGGUUCACGGGUUUAUUCCAUCAGAAAUGACGGGAUUUGGGGCAUCGGUUCUGGAAGGUGUAAUGACAUUUGCGUUGGUGUACACCGUUUAUGCUGCCGGAGACCCAAGGCGAGGUGCAUUUGGGACGAUCGGACCAUUGGUAAUUGGUUUGAUAGCCGGAGCAAAUGUAUUGGCUUCCGGGCCAUUUACAGGCGGGUCAAUGAAUCCGGCGCACUCAUUCGGGGCUGCUUUUGUUGGUGGAACUUUCAAGAAUCAAGCAGCUUAUUGGAUCGGACCUUUGCUUGGAGCAGCCAUGGCGAGUGUUGUAUAUGACAAUCUGGUGUUCCCUUCUGAGUCACCGGAGGAUUCAGUCAGGGGAGUUACGGAUAGGAUUGUUGUUUAACUUGUUAAUUACCAUCUUAGCCCUCUUAAUUACUUCUUACAACCAAACUGUGUGUGUAUGUUAUCUUAAUGUUAAUUUGUGU